UAAGGAUAUUACGUAGCUAGAAGAAUUAUAUCGCCUUCAAGUUCCGGAAUUCAGAGGUAAAGGACAACCGACUUGUACUGGGCCCUAAAUAUCAGUUUGCCUUUGCCGUCUGACGUAACAGCAAAUGUUUGUGUUCAAUUGAAUGACAAUUAAGUUUGGGUUCCGCGAAACAAAAGGGAAUUUUGCACGUCAUUAGAGUGCAGAAAGUUGACCGUCAACAGAUGUGACGGAGGGCUAGAGAACUUUCGCUUUUAUUUUGGUUUACUUUGUCACAAUACUUUGUUUCAUCUCCCAAGUCAACGGCGUACCAACUACCGGCCGCUUACUGCCAUGGCUUUUUCUCCUUGUGAAGGAUACUACAAUACCGGAGAUCAGAGCAGGUUCGAGAAUAUGAUGAAAUUGUUGCUGUUCUUAGAGGCAGAACUUCAACUCAAAGAGGAGAUCAUUGAAUUGUUGCUGGAGGACAAACGAAAUCAGGAUAUUCUCAAUGAAAAAUUAACUCUGCUAAACCGGAAAGAGCAGCACGACCCCGUCUUAGCCCUGGGGCGAGAUAACGUCUAUGAAGAAGAACUAUGGGAAGAACAUUUUGAUGAGUGGGAGUCUGGUAAGGACUCCUCGUUUGAUCACUUGGUUAAGAGUAAUGCCAGUCAGCUGUGCGCAGUUGCUGCCAUGAGAACUAUAGAAAUGGCGCAGGUGCAGCACGCAAAAUACAUCAAGACCUACAAGUCCCUUGAGAAAACUGGCAGGAGUUACAAGAAGUUAAAACAGCAGUUAACUGCGAAGGAAACCAAAGUAGAAGUUAAGGACACGAAUCGGGAGCCUGAAUCCGAUUGGGAGAUACGUGAGCUCGAAAUGAAAAUCGGAGAACUGUAUCUUCAGAUCGAUAGUGAACGCGAGAGGAACGAAGAACUAGAAAGGAAAAUCGAAGAACUUAAUUCAUCGAUAAACAAGGAACGAAGGAGGUGCAAAAAAGUUAUCGAAACGCUGGCCAAUGAAGUAGAAAGGCUUACAAAUCUGGUUAAAGCACAGGGGCGUAAUGGACACCAUUUGAAUGGUUUUAAAAUGAACCAUGACAGACAGGAAUCCACCAAAAUGGGCUCAAAUAAUCAUAUGAAGACUUUUUCCAUAUCGAACAACAACGAACUUAAACAGUUUUGCGUGCUAUAGGAAGAACCCUUCCCGUCCUCGUCUCUGACACUUAUUACAAAUGCGAGAAUCAUUUUCAACAAUCAAACUGGCACGGAAAUCGCAACUUAGCCCCAUGAACAUAGGAAAGAAAUUCGUGACGAACCUAAAGAGAGAGUUUGCUUGAGAGAGUAGAGACCCAAAUGCUCUUAAAACUAUGGUCCCAUGAGAAUCCCCUCUAAUCCUACUAAAAUCUCCCAAAACUAAUCGGAUUAGCUGUUGCCGUGGUAGUCAAGUGUUAGCUUUUUAAUCGAUCAAUCAAUCAAUCAAUCAAUCGAUUAUUUACCCACGUAGUAUCUAGUGAUCUAGAAAGUUCGUUCACCAUACGUACGUGCUAUUAUGUGUUAUUUAUCACUGCAUAGGGCAAGGUGCUCUAGUCAAACGGUUUUGUUGCUUCCGAUCGACAAUCUUACACGUUAGGCUCUGCGUUACGUUUUGCGUAAAAGGUUUGAAACGAUACAUCGACGAAACAUUGCUUGGGUGCAAACUUAAAGUUGGUGAAUAAAUUCAUUCUGUUAAAAGUG
Pocillopora damicornis (cauliflower coral) is the source of this 1709-nucleotide messenger RNA. RefSeq lists its product as uncharacterized. The record is from RefSeq and is a predicted model, not a curated record. Lineage: Eukaryota; Metazoa; Cnidaria; Anthozoa; Scleractinia; Pocilloporidae.